AUGUCUGGUUACGGCUAUGGCCCUCCUCCUCCUCCACCGUCAAGUUCCGGGUACGCGUCGCAUCCGAGCGCUUCAUAUACUCACAAGGGACCUCAUCGAGGAGGCGGGGGUUUUUCAAGUUCUCGUGGUCGCGGCGGGCAGUAUCCCCGUCCUCGAGACCAUCAUGGACCACCUCAGGCUCAGUUCGAAUACCCGGGUCAACCCUAUCCACCACAUCAACCACAUCAUCAGGCCUCAUACGGCGGAGCACAUGCUCCUGCAGGCAGUUAUCCGCCUCAUCCGCCGCAAUGGCCUGGCGAACAUGGCGCCCAUGCACCUCAUGGCACACAUCCCCAUGCCCCUGCACCCUUGUCCGCUUCCAACUAUCAUCCGGGCUAUGGCCCUCAAGCAUAUCCAGCAGCUGCCCAACAUGUACAACCUCCAUCAUAUGGCUCUGCACAACCAUAUGCUCAACCAUACCAGGGGCAUCCCGUUCAAACUGCGUCGCAUUGGACUCCCCAGGGUCCUCUACAGCCCUCGCAGUAUUCCAACAGUCGUGGUCGUGGGGGCUAUGGCGACCGUGGGAUCUCAAAGCCACACGUAGGAGGACAUGUUCGUCACGGGUACGAGCAUGAACCUGUACCGCCGGCCGUGGCGCCAUAUGGCCAGUCGUAUCCUCACGACCCGCGUGCUCCUCAUUUUCCUCCAGUGUCGUUUGUAUAUCCCGGUCCGCCUCCUGCAUCAUCGUCAUCACGUCACGAUGGCCAUACUGGUCAUCACUCAAGGAGAGGUCGAGGCGGUGGGCAUAAAGAUGGCUUGCGCGGCCGUGGCGGUCAUCACAAUAAUCCCCAUCACAAUAAGAAUCGUGCCGGCAAGCAACACAGCAACGAUAAUAAGCCCAAGCCAGAUGCGCCCUCGGUUGGAAAGAAGAAGAAACGUAAGGUGAACACUCUCGGCCUAACACCAGGGGUAGAAUCCGAAUCCGAAGAUGAUGAGGGUGAGGAAAAGAUCCUCACCGACUUGAUUGGUGCUGAAACCCUGCAAAUCAGUGACGUUGCUGCAUUUUUGGCUGAACGACGAAAGAAUUAUCCUACAAAAUCACGAGUGGAGGCAAAGAAAGCUGCCGAGAUGGCACAAAAGGAUCAAGCCAAGACGGCAGAGCUGGAAAAGCAGGCGGACAAGCUAAGGAAGCAACUUCGCAAGGUUGAGUUCUCCAUCAAGCGAAAGCGAGAGCAGGGCGACGAAGGGGAUGAGAUGAGAGACCCAUCUGAAGACUCGGACGACGAGAAGCCAGAAGUUGCGUCUUCUCGAGUACAAACCGCACCACCACAACCCCCUGCCAAGAAGGCGGACAUAUCUCGUCACUGCAAAUACUACUCAACUGGGGGUACAUGUGGGAAGAAAGGCAAGUGCCGCUUCGUUCACGAUCCUGAAGUUAGGGAAGCAGCGAUCAAAGAGCGCGAAGCCAAUAACGGCCGCUUGACCAUUCAGCAACGUUUGAUUUUGAAUGACAAAGACCAGGAGGACCUGGCCGUUCUUCAAUCCAUCAAGUAUCUGCGGCAAAAGGGUAUGAUGGCAUCUACUUCUAAUGAAGCUGAUGAGAAAGGAGGGAAUGAGGAGAAAGGGACAGGGCCGGACGAUGACACGGAUAACAACCAAACCACCGACGCGGCGCCAGUGCCUGCGGCGUCUCGGUCCAGUCUCCUUCCUGCUGCUCCAGCCUCUCUGCCAACCCCACCUGUCAAGAGAAAAGCCAGUACACCGCAUCAGAAUAGUACUCAGCCUUCGAGCCUCCCAAGUGCUGACAGUGCCAGCGAUUCGGGUGUGAAACAUUACGAGGGUUGGCUUCUACAGCCGUAUGGUAGUUCGAAUGGCGACAAGUCCAAGGCGGACGACCUGCCUUGA
Molecule: messenger RNA, 1884 nt
Organism: Metarhizium album ARSEF 1941
Lineage: Eukaryota; Fungi; Ascomycota; Sordariomycetes; Hypocreales; Clavicipitaceae
Exons: 2
Coding region: 1-1884 (627 amino acids)
Biological process (GO): box C/D snoRNP assembly
Cellular component (GO): nucleus
Molecular function (GO): metal ion binding; RNA binding
Source: RefSeq, a predicted model, not a curated record